AUGGACGACUACGAGUAUCUCCAGCCGGGGUUCGACCCCAAGUCGUUGACCGUGCCCCGGUUGCGAUCGAUUCUGGUUGCGCACGAGGUCCAGUACCCCGCCACAGCGAAGAAGCCGCAACUCAUUCAGCUUUUCGAGGAUGAGGUCGUUCCCCAGGCAAAGAAGAUUCUGGCGAAACAGGCUAGGGCCAAGAGAUCAAGCAAGGGUAUCGUCGAUGCUGGAAGCUCCCAAGACACCGACUCUUUCGACGACUACGACCUCGCCCCUCCUCCGCCCAGAGCGACGAGAUCAAGAUCGCCGCGCAAGGCUUCUGCCAGAGUCAAGAGCGAGGACUACGAGCAGGAGGCGCCACCGUCCGUGAGCCCGACUAAGAGGAAGGUGCGCGCUGUCAGCAGACAACUGCCUGAGCCUGAGCCUGAGCCUCAGCCCCACGUCGCGCAAUACACCGAGACAUACACCGAGCCAGAGCCUCCCAAGUCCGUCCGCAAGCGCGCUGCCACUCCCAAGAUGCCCAAGAUCAAGCAAGAGGAGUCGGAGGAGGAUUUCUUCAACAGAAGAGAGUCGGCAUACUUUUCAUCGGAGAAUCCGUUCCAAAGUGGCAGCCCGGCGACGCAGCUCGUAGUCAGCCCAGCCGGGCGAAGGAAAACCACUGGCACAGAAGUAGCGAGGAGCAGGCACGAUGAUGGCGUUCGACGUCGGACGGAUGGCCAUUCUGCCGAAGAUCGACCAAGGUCAUCGAGAAAGUCCCAUGCGUUCGAAGUCCCUUCUUACGAGGUCGAGGCUGGGGAGGAGUUCACCCCUGAUGCGCAGUUCGAGAUGGAGCAGGAGAUGGCCGCGAGCGGCCAAAGGGCUCCUGCGCCGCGUCCUACUGAACCUCCUCGCCAAAGAAGGAGUCUUUCCAAACCCCUCUGGGCUCUCGCUGUUUCGCUCCUCGGAGCCUACGGCGCGUGGUACAGACAAGAGAAGAUUGCUGUCGGUUACUGCGGACUCGGUCGGCCUGCGACGCAAAUCAUCCCCGCUGAUGUCCCAGUACCCGACUGGGCCGUGCAGCUCGCCGAACCGCAGUGUGAGCCUUGCCCGCAGCAUGCCUACUGCUACGAGGAUUUCUCCGUCCGUUGCGAACCUGACUUCAUCCUGAAGCCGCACCCGCUGUCUCUAAGCGGUCUAGUGCCCCUCCCACCCACCUGCGAGCCGGACGGGGAGAAGGUCAGGAGAGUGAAGGCUGUAGCCGACAAGGCUGUUGAGGAGCUGCGCGAGCGACGUGCGCAGUUUGAGUGCGGUGGCUCUACUAUUGAUGCUGGCCAGGCGCCAGAGACCCCGUCCAUCGACGAAGCGGAGUUGAAGGCGGCAAUUAGCGCGAAGCGAAGCAAAAAAAUGAACAAGCAAGAGUUUGACGACCUUUGGGCUGCCGCCAUUGGAGAUGUCAAGGGCCGAGAGGAAGUGGAAGUGGUAUCAAAGGCCAAUUCCACCUCAAUUUCAGACGCCUACCUCUCGUCCUCCUCUCUCGCUCGCCUUCCGAUCGGCUGCGCCCUCAAGCGUUCAGUCAAGCUCGGCCUGGCAAGACAUCGACUCUCAAUUGGAUCUGUGAUCUUUUUGAUCUCGGCCUACUUUUACGUUCGACGCAAGUACCGGUCACACAAGGCAACGGUGGCGCAAGUUCCUGCGCUUGUCGACCUUGUGCUGUCGAGACUUGCAACGCAAAAGGAGCUUGGCGAGGAGGAUCUUGACGACCCUUGGGUGUUUCUGCCCAACUUACGUGACGAUGUGCUGCGAUCGGUACACUCACUCAGCGAGCGAGACCGCAUCUGGACCCGAGUUAAGGCUGUCGUUGAGCAGAACAGUAAUGUUCGCACCAGUCAAAGAGAAGGGCGCAGCGGUGAGGUUGGCCGCGCCUGGGAAUGGAUUGGACCUAUUGCUGGAGACAGUGCCAGACGGCGCAAGAGUGGACGUCAUUCCUUUGUAGCGGACGUUAAGAGUGAAGAUACCCCUGGAGCGUCAGUGAACAAGACUGGCGCGCAUUCGAAGUGGGAAGAGUCGCGACCUGUUUAUUAA
Colletotrichum spaethianum is the source of this 2052-nucleotide messenger RNA. RefSeq names its product inner nuclear membrane protein SRC1. NCBI's taxonomy places the organism in Eukaryota, Fungi, Ascomycota, Sordariomycetes, Glomerellales, Glomerellaceae. Gene Ontology annotation, molecular function: chromatin binding. The record is from RefSeq and is a predicted model, not a curated record. Gene Ontology annotation, cellular component: nuclear inner membrane. Bases 1 to 2052 code for a protein of 683 amino acids. The transcript is spliced from 3 exons.